Magallana angulata is the source of this 1444-nucleotide messenger RNA. RefSeq lists its product as uncharacterized. Lineage: Eukaryota; Metazoa; Mollusca; Bivalvia; Ostreida; Ostreidae. The coding region runs from base 448 to 825 and encodes 125 amino acids. The transcript has 3 exons. The record is from RefSeq and is a predicted model, not a curated record.
CGUAAAACAACAUCUGCUUAAGAAUGUGUCACGAUCAUGAAUAGUGUCUAUUGAUACAUGUAUACGACCAAUCGCUUCCAUCUUUACAUCGUCACUCGAUGUCUUAACGACCCCAUUUGUGUACAUGUACACGUAUUAUGACAUGGGACAUGCAAAUUUUACAAACGCUCUUCUAGAUUUCGCUUUUGUUCAGACCCAUGUUUAGGAGUCACAUGAAACAAAAGUUGAAUUCUAAAAAUGUUGAACUUGAUAUUGUGCAAAUCUAGGUCAACGAUAGAAACUGUAAUAUAAUGUAUCCGCACCCCGAUUUCCCUACGCGCCGACCCAUUAAAUAACAAAAGAAUUCCACGGUCGAUGAUCAUUUGGACCAUAAACAUGAUACAGGAGAAAUGAUUUUGUAGCAAAAUGUUUUCUUAGGGCGGUUCCCCGAGGUUGGCACGGGACAGGAUGACGUACUCCUCCGAUUUAUGGCCCAUGAUUGUGGCCGCGAUAUGCGCCCUGCUUUGGAUAUUGUUGGGGGUCAUCAUUAUGAUUGCACUGAAAUCAGAAAAGAACAGGAAAAUAAAACAUAUGAAAAGAGCAGCCAAAAUGAGAAAGAAGUUAAUGGAAAAAAGAGCUAAAACUGCUGUUCCUUUUGGUCCUGGUCCAGUAAUGUAUCCGCCGGGAAUGAAACCUCACGAGGUGAUAGUGAUGAAUUCCCUGCCCAGGAAUCGCCCGCGGGACACCCCGAAGGUUGUGCCCCUGGAAGAUGACAUUAUAUAUGACAACAAGCGCUCAAGCAGCGAGAUCCGCCGAGAUGACGGCGAGAGUAGACGGGAAACGUAAUAGCUGCGUCACGAAUACCUCGAACUGACGUAAAAUGACGUCAUAUAAUCGAACGUCUAGUCUCUAGAGAGCAUGGCGUGUCUCACAUGCAGUACGCGAGGCUUGUAUUGCGUGCCCCUGAGGAGAGAUUCGCCUUAACACAGAAAAUGUAUGAGAUUUGAUAAUGACUUUGUAUCAGAAAAGUGAUUAAAUAAUAGAUAAAGGCAUUAACAAUGUAUCAUUUUCAGUAUAAAUGUAUGUCGGCAAAGCUUCAUUUAUUCGUAUAUAAUGCUUUAUGCGUUUAUAUGUAUGUUUGAAAUAUCUAGAGUAUUGUUUAUAGAUAUGUAUGUACGUACAUAUCUUGAUUUUGAAGUCAUUGUAUAGUAUAUAUUAUUAUAAAUCGGCUGAUAUCAAAAUAUUAAAUUUGAUACGUUUUACCCAUUUGUGUGCAUAAUACCCUGUUGUAUACUUUUGUCUGGUAUUCUGAAAAUGAGGUUUAGUAGAAAAUUAAGUGCAAUAUCUUUAGUAUAAGAAUCACUUCCAUUCAUGACGUGAAUCUCUACAACUAGCAAAAAAUAAUUGAUUAAUCUAUCGAUAGAGUGAUGAAAAAGUUAAGUUUUUCAAAUUACAAACAGGCAAA